Bactrocera oleae (olive fruit fly) is the source of this 4307-nucleotide messenger RNA. Lineage: Eukaryota; Metazoa; Arthropoda; Insecta; Diptera; Tephritidae. The record is from RefSeq and is a predicted model, not a curated record.
CAGCAGACGGUGAUUGAGUUACACAUAGUAUAGUUGUGAAAGUGUUUAUAAACUUCCUAAAACUUAUAAGAGAGGUAAAUAUAUAAAUUUGAUGUUGAAAAAUUUGCAUUGAAAAAAUAACUAAUGCUGCAAAUGGCGUUUUGGAUUUUAAUAAGCGAUGUGUUGGUGUUACCACUUUCAAAAUGGCCGCCAUUGUAGUUCAUAGUUUAGGUUUAAAAUGUAUAGUUCAUAAAACUUUCAUUAUAUAUAUAUAUAAACUAUUUUGUAUUCUUAGAUAAAAUGAAAAUGUUUAUAUGAUUAGUGAUGAACAUGGAUUGUGUAUAAUAUAUUCAGAUAUUUGCAAGAAUGCAAACAUUUUUUUUUUUUUGGAAGCCUGUAUACAUACUUUUUCUUCCAUAAUUACGAUUUUGUACUGAUGUGUAUCCAUCAAUAUGUAUAAGAAAGCUUGCUUGAGCAUACAUAGCUAUCUGUAUAUGUAUAAAAUAUUUCGCGCUUAUUUUAUUUUACAUACCAAACUGUAUUUAACAGCUGCUAUGUAGAUAUUGUUGUGUUGCAAAAGGAGCGUUCUGUAUAAAAAUCAUAAAUCACAAGUUUUGGCGGCAAUUAUACAUAUAUCAAUGAAUAUUCAGAAAUUAUUACCGCUAAAUACAAACUAUCUUUUACGCAAGAAUUAAGUACAGUUAACGCAAGAACUAUUCAAACUAAUCGAUUCUUUCAAGGCUGAAAAUUGCACAUUUGACGAAAACCAUUUAAUUAGAUAAUUUGUAUGUAUCCAGUAUGCAACACUUCCGUUAUGGAAUAAUAAACUACAAAUGUUAAUGCAAAUAAACAAUUUGUAGCAUUAGAGUUAAAAAAAAAAUUUAAUAUGCAAUAUACUAGUACUAUGUAUGCAUCGUUUCUUCAUAAAUUCAUUUGUAACGCAACACUGUCCUUUAUCCUGAGCAAGUAUGAGCCUACAAGUCUGCUAUAUAUUGUUUGUUUUAUUUGUACGACAUAUUUUCAGUUACUCAUACAGUAAUUGUUGAUGUUUAUGUUAAUGGAAAUUCUCAAAAAAUUUUCCUAAAAAACUCGGAAGAUUUUAUUUCCAAUUUAAUUCGUUGUCUUUCAAUAAUAAUAAUUUAAUUAUCAAAAUGUUAAGUAAAGGUUGGCGUUCAUAACUAUGUUGGAUAGUCGCGUUGUUUUAAAACUGUGUUUAACUGUACCAACAAGAUUUUUGCUUUUCAAGGGCAGUUCCUGACUUGCGCCACACAAUUUGUCGACUUUUUGUCAAAAAUGCAAAAUUUAAAUUUACUUUCAUCCGAAAAUAUUGUCUCCAGAACUCCGGCGACUUAUUUAUAUAUUGUAUUUAUGAGCAAUGCGCUUUCGUCUGUUUACAAGUGAAAUAUAUGGUUUCUUACAAACGACUUUACCAUGAUAUCCUUCUUUUCGUAGAAUUUUUUUUUUUAGCAGUUUCGGCACAAAUUGUUUUUUUUUAAUGGUUAUAUUUACUUUUUCAAUAAUGUUUGUUGACGUGGGUUAACUUUCACCAUUUUCAUAUUUUCCGUUCUUCUCGGGUUGAUAAUAUUUUUGGACAGCCAGAUCGCGGUUUUGACGUUAAAAUUUCGGUUUUUUUUUAAUUGACGACACGCUGGACAGAAGAAUACGUUCUUCCAAUAGUUUGCCCAAUUUUCUGAAGCUUUCGCCAUCUUUCCACAACUAGAUACUUUUUUUUUCGGCCAACUAAUUUCUUUUCCUUUGGUUUCCAUUUUUUUAGUUUUAAUAUUAUUAAAACGCUCUUUAAAUGAUUAAUUAUAUUAAAACACAAUAGAAUCUACGGAAAAAGAAGAAACAAAUUCAUGAGAAGUAACGGUAUUUUCAUCUCAAGCUAACUGACCGCGGACUUAAUGGUGCCUAUGUUUACUUUUCUUAAACCGAAAUCCCUUUAUCAUAAAAAUGAAAAGAGGAAUAUACAUUUUUGUUUUUGCAUUUUGAACUUAAGAAUAUAAAGAAGAAAUACAUGUAAAAAUUUUUAACUGGAUUACAUAUUUAUAUUGUGCUUUUACUUCAUUUAAAAAAAUUGUGUCGGAUGAACGCAGACUUCAUUGGGUAUGUGUAUCAAUGUAAUAUUAUUAUUAGCCGUAAAUAUAAAAACACUUUCACUUGCUGUCACAACAACAUUUAUAAUGUAUUAGCAUAGUUAAUCAAAUAUAGUGUAAAUAUCAACAAUUUUCGGAAAUUUUCACAGUUAUUUGGACCAUGCUUUUCUGUAAAACUUAAAAUUCAACAGAUUUUUCACUACCAUCUUUAUCUGUUUUGGGAAACUAUUUAGAUUUUGGGUAAACUGUACAUUUGAACAGCAGUUGUCAAAUAAUCCUUUCAUGUUUUAAGGUAAUUUUAAUUCCAGUUCGAAAAAGCAGAUAUGGCUUUUUUUUUUGCCGAAAAUGAAUGUUCGGAAAAUCAUCACUGUCGUAGUUGUUGCGCAAAAACGCGCAAACUAUAUAAUCGAAAAAUAGUUGCACAAAAAAUUACAACCAAAACCAACAAUGCUAGCUAAAAUCUUAUUGUAUUGUUUAUUUUAAAUUAAUGUUUUAUUAUAUUUGUGGAUUUUUAGGGUAUAGAACAGAGAUUGGAUAAAGUGCACUUAAUCUAUCAUUUUUGAAAUAAUCAGUUUGGCUUUAUUCUAUUUGCCAAAAGAAAAUUUUUUUUAUAUACACAAUUCAUUCUCUUUUUGUGCCUUUUUUAAUAGAAAUCGAUCAUUUUUGCACAUUUUCAAAUGCGCAGUAAGGGCAUUAGUCAACCUUAAAGUAGCAGUACAAACUGCACAGUGUUGCCAGACCUAAUACAAAGGUAUCAGUAUCAUGAGCAAAUCGUUAAUUUUAAUCUGGUAAGACCUAUCAAUUUUCCACACAAAUAUAUACAUUCCGGACCGACCAGAAAACCAUUGGUGAAAUGGCUAUGGAACUUCCUAAACAUUUUAAUAAGUUAAGAGUAGGUAAAUAAUUUUUCAAUUAAAAUUUCAAUAAACGUUAUUGUCGGCGUUUUUUAAUUAUACUGAGAUCGGUAGUCUUUCACUAUACAAAAUACUGUUAUAGUAUUCAUGGCUAGUGGACCGAUCACUAGUUACCUAAUAUACUUUAUAUUGUAUAUAAUUACAAUGCCGUAUUAAAAUGUUAUGUAAAAACUUAUAUUUAACUUUUUUACGAAAUGCAUUGUACCACAUUAAUAAUUUGGUCCCAAUUUAAACAUGAUGGCAUAUUGUAUUUGAUUCCGACUUAGAUUUCCAUUCCGAAAAAUAGUCUUGUGAGACACUGCUAAGUGGGAAAAAAUUACCAAUUAUUUUAACACAAAAUAUAUGUAACCAGGUGAUAUUAAAGCUUUUAUAAUUAAUUUCCAGAUAAAAAGAAGAAAAAAGAACAAUGGCUCGUACUAAGCAGACUGCACGUAAAUCUACCGGUGGAAAAGCACCACGCAAGCAACUUGCCACAAAGGCAGCUCGUAAGUCCGCCCCCUCAACUGGCGGUGUAAAGAAACCUCACCGUUAUCGCCCGGGAACCGUAGCCUUACGCGAAAUUCGCCGUUAUCAGAAAUCGACUGAAUUGCUUAUUCGAAAAUUGCCAUUUCAGCGCUUGGUCCGUGAAAUCGCUCAAGAUUUCAAAACUGAUUUGCGUUUCCAAUCCGCUGCCAUAGGUGCUUUACAGGAAGCAUCUGAGGCAUAUCUCGUCGGCCUUUUCGAAGACACUAACUUAUGCGCAAUUCAUGCCAAACGCGUAACUAUAAUGCCGAAGGACAUUCAAUUGGCUCGUCGAAUCAGAGGAGAACGCGCUUAAGCUUCUUAAUAAACUUAUCAAUUUUCUUAAUUAUAUAAUAAAAAUUAAUAAAUAUGUAAUACACUUAAGAUUUCCCCCAAAACUCCAAUAACGGUAUUCUGUUUACUUGCAGUUAUUGAUUGAAAAUACUUCAAAAAUACUUGUGUAGUAUUUCUAAUAAAUAAGUAUUAUAUAAUUUCUUUAUAUGUAUAAGAAUGAAAAUACUUUGUUUUUGUGCACUAUAAUGGUGUAUUCUAUAAUGGUAUAUUCUAUCCCUUUAAUUAUUACAAUAAUACAUUAUGCUCUCAUUUUUCGUAAACGUUAUCCAUUUGAAAAUAUGAUACUUUCACAACUUAUGUAGGUAUUUAACGGUAGUAUCCCAACCGUGAAAACAUUAAAGAAGUAAUCAAUGGUAAAAGCACUUAGUUUUCUAUAAGAUUACAUAUUAAUUACAGUUAAAUUGUAGUUUGUAUACAAUAUAUUCAAAAAAUAAUAAAACGGUUUUGUUACAAAGCCGAAAAU